CCCGAAUCCCCUGCACUUUUGGUUCCAGACUUAACCCCCCCCAAUCUUCGUGCUUCCCUGCAUUCCUAUCCUCUCCAGGGCACAUCGAACACCUUCCGACAUUCAUCGAUUCAUUUGGCGACCUUGACAUUGCGCCUGAUCUUCUGGUCCUUAAUCCCGGUUUAAAAGCCCGGUUCGCACUCCGUCCCCGCGCGACAUCAUGCUUCAAACCUUGGCUGGGAUUUUCUCAUACGUCCGCCUGAAGUAUUGACCGGUGUGGUUCAUCGCCUUCCAAAUCGCAAAAUAUAUCCAGCCAAUUUUCAUCCAAAGAAUCUAUUCCGGACCCAAGAAAGACCACGUGACCGGCUGUCAAUUCUCUCGGCGAUUCGACCGGUGUGCUGUGGCGUUACCCCUCCAGGAACCAUCUAUCGUGGGAGAAAAAGACCAUGGAGACGCCUGGGUUUUCCCAGCUUGAUGAGGGCCUGUCGCAGGGCGAUAUCCCCCUUCGUCCUCAUACCGAUGGUCCAUCUAUUGUCGUGCCUACCGCGCAUCCGCCGGCUCUUCCGGGCACCUCGUCGCAUAACCCUCAGAAACCCAGAUUGGCCACCCGUCCCGCGCAUGCCGAAAAGAAGCAGCUUUUGUCCACGGGGAGCAGCAAAGUCGCCAUUCCUCGACAGCGUUCGGCUGCAGCACCGCGAUAUACCAGACGAGUUCCGCUGGCGUGUGAGUCCUGUAGACAACGGAAGACGAAAUGUAGUGGUGAUACACCCGUGUGUCGACAGUGCAAGGAGUUGAGGAUAAGUUGUCGGUAUCCGAUCUCUUGGCGGGAGCGGACGAAAGGGGAAUUGGAUAAACUUGCUGUGAGGGUUACGGACUAUGAGAACUUACUGCGAGAUCUUGGUACUAUUGUCGAUGGUCGGGCUGCGGAGCGUAUUAGGACGGUGUUGGAAAAGUCCCGUGAAGUCACUAACCCCGGCCAGCACUCCUAUAACGGCAGCGGUAGCGGUGAAGGCACUCAGUCCAGUUCGGUGACACCCCAGGACGAAGACAACGAUGAUGAGGUGACCUCUCCUUCGUCCAUCGGAUCUUUGGAUGCGAUCGAUCGGGUUGAGGAAGAUGUGAACCGCACUCCGAGUUCUAGAGCCACUGGUUAUAUGGGAAAGAACUCUGAAGUCACUUGGAUGCAGCGGGUGCGCAUGGAGGCCGAGCAUCGUGCUCGCAGACUGCCAGGCCCCUACGAGGCUGAACAUGAGGGCGAGUUUGCCAUUCACUCCGUCAACUACCAUCUAGACGACAUGGAUAUCUCUGUGCCAGGUCCUGUGCAUGUGUACUGGAUGCCGCCACGCAAGGUGGCAGAUAAAUUCUUCGAAGACUACCUCGAUACGGUCCACCCAUUUUAUCCUAUCAUCAGCCGGACCCUCUUUCGGGCGCAAUACAAAACGUUCUUCGAGAGCGCUGCACGGCCAGGGGACAAGUGGUUGGCUAUCCUGAACAUGAUAUUCGCCAUUUCCGCCAAGCAUGCCCAUCUUACGCGGGCCCCGUGGCGGGGUGAUGAAAAUGACCAUCUGGUGUAUCUGACGCGAGCUCGGAUCUUGAGCAUGAACGGCGACGUGCUUUUUAGUCACCCUGAUCUCCAGCAGGUGCAGGUUGAAGGUUUGAUUGCCUAUUAUCUACUUGCAUCGGACCAGAUCAACAGGGCUUGGAGAAUUGCUGCUUUGGCUGUUCGCUCCGCAGUCACUCUCGGAUUGAACAUGAAGAACUCCAGCGAAGGAACGGCCAACAUAUCCAAGGAGGCACGCUAUAGGGUGUGGUGGUGUCUAUACACGUUUGAGCACAUGCUGGGCAUCAUGACUGGCCGAGCUACAACCAUUACUGACGGUAUCUGUACUACGCCGUUCCCUCUCCCCUUUGAAGAAGAUCAAUUGGUGGAAGCCGCAGCGACCAAGCUUUUGAACGAGCCCGAACUACGCCAGGAGUACAUUGAUACGGCCCUCGCCUGCAUCUCUGUGCGGCAAAUGCCAUCUAAUCCCAAAGGGGGUCGAAACGCUCAGACGACAGAUAAACCGCGUGAUCCCGCAUGGCUGAGAAGCCUUCCGCCCUCAAGUGCUCUUGGAUUCCUGUACUACGUCGACCUUGCAGUUAUUUCGCAGGAGAUUGUCAACCGUGUGUACUCACUGGAUUGUGUUUCCAUUCCAUGGGGCCACAUUGAGAACCGCAUUGGUGAGCUGCGAGCCCGCACUGACGUGUGGUACGCCAAUCUCCAUGAGUCCUAUGAUUUCACUCGACGGGAAGACCAGCCAGCAGAUACCUUGCGUGGCAAGCUCUUCCUCGCCUUCCACUACUACAGCGCGCGAAUUACGCUAGGACGACCGUGUUUAUGUCGCCGUGACGCACGACAGACGGCGUCUAACAAGAAGGAGACAUUCAGCCAUGAGAUGGCGGUGAUAUCACUAGACUCUGCCCGAAAGAUGCUCGACUUGAUCCCUGAUGUGCCUGACGCUGUUCGUCUCUACGAUAUUUGCCCGUGGUGGUGUAUUCUGCACUAUCUUAUGCAGGCAACGACCGUGCUGCUGUUGGAGUUGUCUUUCGGCAGUAUUCAUAUGCCAGAUGAGGAGGUAAAUUUCCUACACGCUGCUAAAAAGGCUAUUCGCUGGCUCUUCGCAAUGUCUGAGAACAGUCUUGCAUCUCGACGCGCAUGGGAGUUAUGUUAUGGCAGCCUUCGGCAGAUUGCUGCAGGUAUGAGCUACGACAUUGGUGACUUGCCCGCGUGUGGCUUUGAGGCUCAGCCUCAGGCCCAGGAUCAGAGCCAGGCGCUCAACGGUACACAACCUGGCUAUUCGAACCAGCCGAAACAAUCCAUACAUGCGGGACCAACCUUCUACAACCUUGCGGCAUCAGACAUGAACAAUCCAGCCUCAGCUCCUCUUCAGAUGAAUCAGCAACCCAACAUGUUGUUCGCUCAGAUCGACCAGGCUUUCCAGGGCUUGGCGAUGCCAGCCUCCAACCCGUUGUCCACGAAUUCGGAGUUGAACUCCGGUCCCGGGGACUCGUAUUUUCCGUACGAUCCGAUCAGCGGGGAAUUUAUCCGCUCAUUCUUCCCUUCCUCUAACGACGAGGAGCCAUGGGGUGAAGCUAUGUUUAUGGCAUGUAUUUCUAUCUACGUCUACGAUAUCACGCAGGGCGACUGGUGUUUUAUAGGCUUUCGCUUCCCUCCAACAGCUUCCCUCAAAGUCGCCGGUUAUCGCCAGGCCUACGCCUUGUCCGCUCAGCUCGAGGAAUGCCGACCCAUCUCAAGGAUUAGACAUGCGCCACAGAACGUCCGUCCGACGGUCACAUCGAGAUUUGGAUAUCCUCCGCCCGCAGGUCUCCUCCGCUACCUCCCCCGUCGUGUCAUGAAAAGGUGCCUGAGUCCAGCUCGUCUGCCGUGCCUGGACCGCGGAUCUUCCUCCGUCCUCCACCCUUCGAUCCUCCGUCGUCUCAUCCCCCGACACACACUCGCGUCCGUAAGCCGGGGACCUUUCCCCGAUAGGCGACGACAAUGGAGUCGCCAAUUCUCCGUCGGGGCCGGUCCUCCGAUCAAUCGCCAAUUGCUGCAAGACUAUGUUAGGGUGGAAAUGAAGAGAUGUCCUAUCGCAGGACCAGAUCAGAGUAAUCCGGAGGCUUGGAUCUCAAGGCUGGAUCAGUACCUGCCAUCUUCGUUGCGGAGAGAUAGCGACGGUGGUCAUACAAACAUUGACGAUGUUUCGGAUGACAAAAUGGUUUGGACCGAUACAGCGGCUUAUUUUGCGCAGACGAUUGAAUUGGCUAAUUUGCUGCUGCAUGCGCGGGAUUCCGGGAAGAUGGAUUUGCUGGCGUAUGUUGGUUUCCGGUUGAAUAAUUGGCCCGCUGUGCAGUUCUUGAUUAAUCGUUUGCUUGAUGCCGCGGACUCUCUUAAGGAGGUUACGAUACCUUCUAGACCUUUAUCUAGUUAUGACUGGGGUCUGGGACAGGGGCUCUCGCUGGAUGAGCUUACGGAUAGGUCUGAGUCGCAGGCUCCGAAAAUUCCGCAGGCGGCUUCGAACGGCCUGCCGGCGUCGGAUAUGACGAGCUUGGAUGCUUUCACGGAGCGGCCGUAUGCGGAUGACCAUUCGAAACGACUUAUGGCUGAGGUGUGGCAGAGCUUGGGGUCUAUCGUGUUGGAGGCUGCUGACGCUUCGCCUAACGAGUCGAAGCUGGCUAUGUCUCAUGUGUUCCAGAUUUUAGCUCGGCUGCAUCACUCUGAUGCUAUCUCCGAUAGGGUGUAUAAGUACGUCCCGCCGGAUAGUUACCAAGCUACAUUCCGACCUCCGGGAAUGCAUCUGCUUUCCAGUCAUAUCAUGAGUGUCCUAUCUGAUGCUGCGUGGCUGGUUCAUGAAGCGGAGGUUGCUGCUAAAGCGGCGGCUGCCGGCGAGGAUUCGCCUUAUCUUCCAUUCAAAAUGGGGGUUCGUGAGCUCGGGCCUGAGAUCUGGCUGGAGUUUAUCCUCUGGUGCUGUGUUGAACAUGGUCACAUCGAGGAGGGAGUAUGGCUAAUUGAUCGAAUGACAAGCAAGACUGGAGAUCAGGCCUGGAAAUUUCAGAGCUGGAAGCCCUUACUCGAUGACUCUGGGUCGGUCUGGCAGACUAAAGUCGACCAGGAAGAGACUUGGCGACAGCCCGGCCACCAGGAGCGCUCUACGAUGCUGCGAAAGCGGCAUAGUCCGACGCCUUUCCACGGGCUCGGAAAGCGAACCAUGAGUACUGAAGUGGCCGCGGCCUUGUUGGAUAGCCUUCCCAAUCAGGUAUAUCUAGGCCUUGGUUUCAGAGGUAUGUCGCCGAGCGCCCUCUUGCGCUAUGCUUCCAGUCUCAAGUUCGCGAUUGCUCCGUCAACGGACGACGGCAAAUUACUGCCCACGCGCAGAACAUCGAACUGGUUCACCGUGCGGGUUGUGGAAUCAGGAGGCCUCAAACCGGAAGCCGACCCCCGGAUAUUCGAAGACUUCCUCAGGAUUACGCCGUGUGUCGUUCCGCCCUGGGAUACCGGCCUCCACCAUGUCAAUGAAGAUGCGUUGACGCGUAUGAGUCGGUCACAGCUAUACGAUGACACAGCUGCCUUGGUCGGUCUGGUUGAGUACAACAUCCGGUUCUAUUCGUCGAAGCGUUUCUGCGGUGACGCCCUGAACGCAUUCUCCUGGCUGCAAGCCAUCGUUGACAGCAGCAAAAUGCAGCGCAUCGACGAGUUCUUCUCUUCGCGCGUCGAUCGACCUGGCGUCGUCCUCCCUACCCUCGACCUUGAUGAUUUGAAUUCCGCCGAACCCUUCGAAUCAUCCAUGCCGCAACUGUCCAGCGUCACCCUGGCCGAGCUGAUCGACCUAAUCACCGUCUCGCGCGCCUUCACAUUCGGUAACUGGCUCUUCUACUCCGACGACAUCGAUGGCCCCCCAGUCCCUCCCCGCUCCUACGGCGACCAAGCCCUAGCUCCGUCCAUUAUCCGCUACGCUACAGCAACUCGGAACGCUGCCCUCUGCGACGCAGUCGUUCAAUCACUCUCCCAACCUCUCUCCUCCAACACCCUCCGCGCACUCCUCAACUCCCGCAUUGCCCUACAUCAAUGGGACGCAGUCACCAAACUCUUCGAAUACCUCCGCGACUACCGCGCCAAAUCCUGGGGCCAGAGCAACGCCACCGCGCUCGCCGCAGAGAUCAUCCGUCUCGAGCACACCAUCUACCGACAACAACCACCCCCCGACCCCUCAACCCUCCAAGAAACCAUCACCUCCCUCACCCGCGCCAAGGACCUCCUCUCCCGCCUCCUCACCGGCGUCUACAACGAACCCACCCACAUCGCCACCUCGCGCUUCCAAGAACGCGCCAUUUCCGGCCUCCACAACAUCUUCCUCUCCAUCCCAGGCACCCUCCACGACCUCGCCGCCUCCCUCUCCAACACCCUCCCCCACAACAAAACCACCAUCAGCACCACCAAUAAUACCUCCCACAACGCCAUCCCCUACAUCCCCACAACAGCCUUCCACACCCUCCUCUCCGCAAUAGUCGACACCCGCGGCAGCGCCGCCGGCCAACGCUUCUACGACAAAUGGUGUCUCGACACGAAGUCCCCCACCUCGCGCCGUCUCCAAGAAGGAGGCAUCGAGAGAUUCUAUCUUGGCAAGGAGCGGAACCCCGCGAAGGGCGAUCCGCACUUCGAUGCCAAGUACUUCAAGCGUGCGAGGGAGAAGGCCACGAUGCCGAAUCCCAUGACGGUGCGGAUUAUCGCGCAGGCUGCUGUGGCGGAGUUUGAUGCGUUUGAAGGUCAGGGUGGUGUGAAGAAUAAUCCUGCUGAAGAGGUUCUGGAUUUCUGUAUCAAGAGGUUUGAGGCCUUUGGGAUGCGGAGACGUGAGAUUAAUCGCGAGGUUGGGGGGAUUGUGUAUAGGAGACGGAGGGAGGGGGGCAAGUUGAGGAGGGAGAUGGAGAGGAAGCAGAAGGAGAAGGAGAAGGAGAAGGUAGAUGCUUUGGCUGCUUGA
Messenger RNA from Aspergillus eucalypticola CBS 122712, 6494 nucleotides. RefSeq names its product C6 transcription factor. NCBI's taxonomy places the organism in Eukaryota, Fungi, Ascomycota, Eurotiomycetes, Eurotiales, Aspergillaceae. The record is from RefSeq and is a predicted model, not a curated record. The coding region runs from base 426 to 6494 and encodes 2022 amino acids. Gene Ontology annotation, molecular function: DNA-binding transcription factor activity, RNA polymerase II-specific; DNA binding; zinc ion binding. The transcript has 6 exons. Gene Ontology annotation, biological process: DNA-templated transcription; regulation of DNA-templated transcription.